Branchiostoma belcheri (Belcher's lancelet) is the source of this 2565-nucleotide messenger RNA. RefSeq lists its product as uncharacterized. Lineage: Eukaryota; Metazoa; Chordata; Leptocardii; Amphioxiformes; Branchiostomatidae. Bases 16 to 2457 code for a protein of 813 amino acids. Gene Ontology annotation, molecular function: acyltransferase activity, transferring groups other than amino-acyl groups; NAD+ poly-ADP-ribosyltransferase activity. The record is from RefSeq and is a predicted model, not a curated record. The transcript is spliced from 19 exons.
CAAAGCACCGGCAACAUGGCGUCUCUCAGCGAGUCCCUGACGACCAAACUCCCUCCUGUCAAAUUUCACUGUAGACAAGACAAGACAAGGCCAAAGAAGCCGCCACAACCUCCUACAGACGACACAGAAGGUGCAGGACCUCCCCGGAAGGUUCAGAGACCAGUUGAAGUUACGGCGUCCCCCGUAAUAGUGGAUUUUCGGAGACUUUUGCAGAGCUCGAAAAGUUGCAUCGAUGUGGUACCUGGGGUCCCAAACAAAGAUCUACUACAUGCUGUUGUGGCGCUGUACGAUGUGUCACUUCCUGACGUCGGAGAGGAAUUUCUUUAUGCGACCGUCUGUGCCAAGUGGUCCAAGACUAUCCUCGUGCUCAGGGACUCAGGAGAAGUAGUAGAGGAGCUGUGUAAGUCACAUCCUGUAGGAGGCAUCUCGGCCACCAGUAGUACUCAGGACUCAGGCAUAGCUGAGGGAGACACCGGGCAGCAGGGUGGGAGGGGGGCAGACCAGAAGAAAGAAGACGAAGACAAGAGAAGAUUUGCCGACGUCUUCAGUGACUCAGACUCAAGUGAGGGGUCCAGUAGUGAUUCAGAUGAGGAGGAAGACUUCUCAGCCGGUGCAGAUGACUUUGUUCAGAGAGUACGUGAGCGCAGGCAGCAGCGCAGACUGGGACAGGUCCAACCAGCACAAGGGAACCUGGGCAUCGAGUCCAGACUUCUCGCUUGUGCUACAUUUGAACGAUCCUACUGCAAAGGAGAGAAGGUAGUGCAGCUGCACCUGAUUGCUGUGAGAAGAAGAUAUCGCAAGUGGGGCAUGGGGAGGUAUCUGCUUAAGCAAGUGAAACACCCCCCUAUAGUGGGGACCUAUGACUACCUCAUUGUGCACGCUGACUCCUCCGCUACUGACUUCUUCGAGAGAUUCGGCUUUUCUGACGAUGUUGUUCUCAACAGUAGAUUCAAUGAAUUCAACGACCAGUGGACCAACACUACCAUGAUGUGUUACAUCCCACCCUAUGCAGGUCUGAAUGGCAUGUCUAGUGAUCCGGAGUUGGACCUGAAGGCAAUGGAGCUCGAAAUCAGGAAACUGAGAGAGAAGAGUCUGGAUGCGUACCAGUGCCAGAUGACUUGUGUUAUGAGGAUAAUGCAUGAAAUUGUUACACUACAAGCAAAGGUCAGUGCACAGGGAGAUAUCAUCCACACACUACAGGACAAGAAUGACCAGUUACAGAUGGACAAAGUGGCACAAGAUAAGCGGUUUCUUGACUACAAGUUGGGCGUCAUGAGAAACAUGUACGGAGCUGAAAGUAAACAAGCGGACAGCACAAACCAGAGCACAGGUGUUGAAGACACGUCAGGGUUGAACACGCUGGUGUCAGCUCUAGAGGAGGAGUUAGAGAAGAUACAACAUGCCCAGAACACAGGUGUCACUGUCGGGGGGCAGGAGACAGUCAGCAAAGUAUGGAUGGCAGACGCCAUUGAACAAGCUAUCAGCGAUAUCAACCGCCAAAUCUCCACGCUGAAAACGACGGUGUGGCUGGUGUCGCAAACCCCUCCGAGCUCGGGCGACCCCGGUCGCGUGAUCCAGGAUCUACAGGAGCUAGUCGCGUCCAAUCAGCAGUUCUUAAACAACCUGGAGCAGGCCGCCCUCAGUGGAACACAGGUGUCAGACAUGCCUCAGGAGCAGGGGACUGUGCAACAGCGCCACCUACAUGUAUCUCCUGCAGUACCGCCUGCUGCCUCGAAAGCAGCACAUGGCAGCAAGCCGUUAACACAACUUACAACAAGCACAGAAAUCAGGGGAAAAAAGGGCUCUACAUUCAUUUCAAAUAGCAUAAACACUAGGAUACCUAUGAAAGAAACAGAGGACUUUCUGUCCCAGCUGGCACAUACAGCGGAAUGGUGGCAGAUUGCUGAGGACUUCCGAUCAGGAAUGAAGAAAGAUUCUGAUAUAGAGGGCACAGUGGAGGUCACAAAUAUAACACCGGCAGAUCUGACCCCCUCAGCCCUGGAGAGUUUCCACACCUGGAGACAGAAGUUACAGGACCCCAGCCUGUGUAUGAAGCUGUACUUCUGUGGGGGACUGGAACAUCCCACAUCCAGGAUGAAAGAACUCAUCAAGUACGGCUUCACUGAACAGGAUUUCAGUCAUGGGACUUUUGGAGUUGGCCUGUACUUCUCUAAACACCCGUCCAAGGCGGCAAACUUCUGUCCACUGGGAAAGAUUCUGUUGGCAGAAGUGGUACUUGGGAAGACAGAGUCUGUAGUGAAGAAAAACCACACAAGGAGAACACCACCACAUGGCUUUGAUUCUGUUGUGACACCAGGACGCCUGCUGCCCUCUCCAUCUGGUGUUUCCAUGGUUACAAACCAGGAGUACCUGGUGUUCCAUCCCGACCAGGCAGUACCCGUCUGUCUGAUUGAGUACCAGAUCGUGGGGCAGUCAGAGACCAACGGACACAAGUAGUGCUGUGUUUUAGUUUGCUGGACCGGUUCCAGACUUGUAAAAAUGUUUGGGUCCAAGUCUGUAAAACCUAAAAGUCAAGAACAGAUUCCGGAUUUAUUCCAAAAAAGU